Messenger RNA from Centruroides sculpturatus (bark scorpion), 2761 nucleotides. Its product is annotated as otopetrin-3-like. Lineage: Eukaryota; Metazoa; Arthropoda; Arachnida; Scorpiones; Buthidae. The transcript is spliced from 7 exons. Gene Ontology annotation, molecular function: proton channel activity. The record is from RefSeq and is a predicted model, not a curated record. Gene Ontology annotation, biological process: proton transmembrane transport. The coding region runs from base 401 to 2383 and encodes 660 amino acids. Gene Ontology annotation, cellular component: membrane.
CGUCGCUUCCGAAAUUAUCGCAGAGUUAAUAAACACGGGAUUUUCGGUUUAAUCGCGCGCGUGAUUAGUUUCUGGGAAGGCCCGAAAAUACGGCGAAGGGGAAUCGAAUAAAGGAACGUCGCGCGCCCUUCGCUCCGAUUAUCUCGCCAGUCGUUUGAUAAACUCGCGCCGUAAAAAUCGUAUUUGUCGUCAUUGGACGAGAACGACGCUAGCGCUUCGCUCGUCCCCUCCGUUUGUUGGGUUUCGCCCGUCCCGCCUCACCGCGCCGGCGCGACGACGUCACCGCUUCCUCCGACAAAUAAUCGCCGCCUGAAAGCGUCCCCUCAUAACUCGGUCGCACUCUCGGAAACUCCGACGUCUCGCGGAUUCCUACACAAAAAGCGCGUGCUACCCCUGGGCCAUGACGGCCGAAACUAGCAAAGGACGAGUCUUGGUCGUUCCCUACGACUCCGAGGAAAACACAUACGACAAUCCCGCUCUGUCAUCGGAAGGAUCGGAAGAAACGGAAAAGAAGAGUGACGUCGACCGUUACGGAACGGAUUCCGGUUACGACAGGACGGAUCGUAACAUUUUCGACUGCACUGCCACCGCCUCUCCCGUCUCGCUGACCCCCAAACUGUUGAGUAGACAAUGCCACGGAGCGGCUCUUCCCUCUUGGUAUCGACAGAGGAACUCCACCCCCAGCACCUCCAGCGUGGGUGGAGAUCUGGCGGUGGACGACAAAGAUCGACUGCUCAGGAAGAACCUGACUUGCCUCUUCAGCUUCAUGUACGCCAUUUUUGUGGUGGUUUUGGGAGGGAUCGUCUACAUGUAUAACAACGAAGGACGAAGACACGUUAACGAGAUGUUCAGCUCGUGCGUGGCCUGCGUUGGAAUGUCGUGGUUGCUCUUCCUCCACUUCGAUCUGAACAGAUACAAGAGACAGAUCAUCAAGGAAAUGGGUUCUUUCGAGGACGCCUGCUGCGAAAACGUGGACAGGAUCAGCGCCAACACCGAAUUCGUUUUCAACUUCUCUCCCCCCACGACCAAGCAUUCCUCCUACAGAUUUCUCCAAGGGAGACAUAGCGGCAGUUUCUACUUGAAAUGCGGAAUGGCGGCCUUCUGUUUCGGACACCUGAUCCACGAGGGCCUCCAAUUGGGGCAGCAGAUACCGCACUUUAUGGGUUCCCAACUUCAGAGACUAAACUGUAGUCAAGUCACCGCCGUCAUUCUUCACGUGGUCAGACCGGUUUACUCCUUUUAUCAAUUAUUCAUGCUCUUCAAGUAUUCCAACAUCGUUAUUAAUCGUCACAAGGUGCUGGCCAGGUUCGGGUUGAUGCACGUGAUCGCCACCUGUCUGUGUUUCUGGUUCAACACUAUCGUGGAAGACACGCACGAGUAUUAUCAACACAAACAAACGCUCAAGUAUGGUUUAAAAAUCAACGCAAGUCUGCUAGACAUCUCCAAUCAAGUGUUGUUAGAGAACACCACGGAUCACGAAAAAACGAUAUUCUGCGCGGGAAAAACGGUGCUGUCCACCUGGGCCUUACAGGCUUCUCCGUAUCUCUAUCCUUUCACCAUCGAAUUCAACCUCCUGUUGGCCGGGGUGUGGAUCAUCAUGUGGCAGAACAUCGGACUGGAGACGUCGCGUGCCAAACCUCACCCCUUCCACGCCAAAGUUUCGACGGGGACCGACGGAGCCGAGGACGUCACAUACCACAGCAAUCUAGUCAUCAGCGCCGACUGCCACGCCUCCAACAAGGGCUUAUUCGCGGGCCUUUUCGUCCUCCUCAUCACCAUAGUGUCCGUCAUCAUUUUCUUCGUGUCCGCCUACAGCGAAGGAUACAGGAGCACGGCGGUGGCCAUCCACACCACCCAAGAAGUGGCACUGACCUCGCUGACCCUCCUGGCGGUGGUGGUGGCCUACCGGCAGGUGUCCAAACUGGAUUUCAACCCCCAUCCCAUCACCUUCCUGGACGACCUCUUGCUGUUCCUUCCGGUUCCUUUCUUCUUCGUCAAUUGCAUUCUGUCCACGUUGGCGGAGUUUUCGGUCGGAAACUACCUGCGGACGUCCGUGCACCCUCUGAUCAUGCUGCAGGUUAUCGUGCAGACCCCUUUAGUGGUGGACGGACUGAGGAGGUGCAGCAACACCCAGUCUCUGAGGUACAAGAAACCUGGCAGAGAAAUCGUAACUUUCCUCAUCAUAUGCAACCUGACCAUGUGGAUUGUCGGCACUUUCGAGAUCAGGAGCGUCGAACCCUUUUACAGUCAGGGAUCUUUCUACGGGGAAUUACAAUGGCUACUGAUAGGUCACGCCACUCUACCCCUCAUGCUCUUCUACAGGUUCCAUUCUUCCGUCUGCCUGGUGGACAUUUGGAAAUCCGGAUACGAAAAAGGGGAGUGAGCGUUAUUUAUAGAAUACCCGAACGAUUUUCUGAGAAAAUCGUCGGCCCAAAGAAAGACAUUUUGUAUCUUAGUGUUUAUAUUUAUAUACCGUAGUUUUAUAACCGGAUGUACCGGUACCGGCUUCUACUUUAUACACUUAUUAAUUUAAAUCGCGUUUCGCGUACAGUACGUUGGUUACAAUAAACAAGAAUUAAAAACUACGCACGCUCCGUCUGGUGGUCGCUAGCGUCGACACAUCCGUGACGUAAUUCGACCACCAAACGAGACCAUCGUUUUUCUAAGAAAUGUUCGUAAAUUUUAAUUUUUAUUUAAGAAAAUUGGGCUAAGAGCCAAUUCGAUCAAGAAAAAAAAAAAAAAAAAAAAAAAAGGUCCAGAA